AUGAGUUCCAAGGACGUGGAUGUCGCUGUCGCCACCUGUCCAGGAGCGGAUGUUGAACAACCCAAACAACCCCACGGAUACGAUGACGCCAUCAACAUAUUCAACGGGGAGUCAGGAGAGAUAGAUGUCGAGUUUACGGACAAGGAAGCCUCUGUCGUUCGCUGGAAGAUUGACUUAAUCAUUGUCCCGAUGGUAACUGCGAUGGAACAUCUGGCCUGUGGUAUUCUAUCUACUGCUGCCGUUUAUGGACUGAGGACAGAUCUGAACUUGAAGGGCCAACAGUAUAGCUGGACAUCGUCGAUCUUCUAUUUUGGGUAUCUUUUCUGGCAAUACCCAAAUUCGAUCUUCAUGCAAAAGCUUCCUAUCGGCAAGUGGAUAGGAUCCAUGAUCUUUAUGUGGGGACUUUGUGUCGCAACAACUGCCGCGUCGACUAAUUUCGCAACACUCGCUGUGAAUCGGUUCUUCUUGGGCCUCUUCGAGGCUUCCAACAACCCUGCAUUUACGCUAUUGGUCAGUCAAUACUUCACGAAGAAUGAGCAUGCCCUACGAUCAUGCAUUUGGUGGGCUGGUGGACCAAUUGGUGCCUUUAUCGGUGAUGGUGUCUCGAAUGGUAUCGGCCAUGUGCAUGGGAAACUGUCCCAAUGGCAGUAUCUAUAUCUUAUCUUUGGUCCUAUCACUAUGCUGUGGGGAAUUAUAGUCUUUUUCGCCAUGCCCUCCUCACCCAUGUCGGCGUGGUUCUUGACGCCUCGGGAGAGGAAGAUUGCUGUGGUUCGGGUGCUCCACAAUCACGCGGGCCUUCAGAACCGACAAUACAAAGUUUAUCAAGUCAAGGAAGCCCUUCGCGAUCCUCAGGCGUGGAUGCUGUUCUCCAUUGUAUUCUUACAGUGUAUACCCGGAGGCGGGUUGAACGCGUUUAACAAGAUUAUUCUCACGGGCCUUGGUUUCUCAAGUGUCGAAUCCACUGUUGUCGCUAUGCCAGAACAUGCCGUUCAACUUGUCAGCGUGUUACUUGCAGCAGCUCUGCCGACCGAUCGGAAAAUGUCUCGCCUGGGAGCUGUAUAUUCACUGUUGACUUGUACGGUGUCCUAUAUAAUGUGCAUGUCCAUGAUAUCGUCCAACAUCGCGGGAUUCACCAAGAAAAUGACCGUCAGUGUUAUGAUUUUUGUCGGCUACUGUGUGGGUCAGAUUAUCACACCGCAAUUUUUUCUAUCGAAGGAAGCACCAACCUAUCCUACUGGGUUCCGUGCAUAUUUCGUUACAUCGUCCAUGAUGAUCGUAGUUGAAGCGGCCCUAAUGUUCUAUCUGCUUAAUGAAAACAAGCGUCGGGAUAAAUGUGCGCUUGAGUCAGGGGUGCCCCAGGAUACCAACGAGCAUCGUAUUGUCGAGACGGAUCUAUUAGAUCUGACUGAUUGGGAGCGGACUCAAUUCAGAUAUGCCUGGUAGCCGGAGGGUCAGUGUGCACUGUUUCAUGAAAGUCUGCAUUCUGUUCGCAUUCAUCCUGUGUGUCCCAUACAUUGCCUUUCGCCAUAUGUCAGAUCGAAAAACACAGCAGGCAUAUAAGCGAACUCUGGGAUACCUUGUGUCAUACCUAUUCUGCUGCUAUAUGUGUAAUAUAAGCUACGACAUGAUGGAGAAGCCGACGAUCUAUAUGAUUAUGACUUGAUUGAACCUCUCUCCUACAUACCUAUCUUACUGCUUCAGACGGGCUUAAUGCCCAUAUCCCUAGUUAUGUCUGGGACUUGAGCUACCGUUCAUUGAGCUCCUUGGGACUGGUAUCUUGAACCAAGAGAUAUAAGAAAUGGACCAUAAGAUCAACCAUCCUGACUUCGUUAGAGAAAGCUUAUCCUCGGGGAAGUAUUAUCUCGUUCACGGUGGCGGAACUGACCUGAUUGAAUCUCGCAAAGAUACCUAAGGACCAAAAACUGUCAUCAAACUUUCGCAGCUUGGAGAACUGAACCUGAAUUUCAAGCGCACAGUCAGAUCCACUCCAGGCUUCUUACACUUGAAAACCCAAUCUCUGCUAUGAGAACUGUAUAUGUCAGUCAACCACCCAACUCUAGCUAACCAGAAAGUUGCAGCAGUGGAGUACCAUGUACAACAACCUGAACAGAGUAACCAGGUCCCGCUA
Molecule: messenger RNA, 2128 nt
Organism: Aspergillus pseudotamarii
Lineage: Eukaryota; Fungi; Ascomycota; Eurotiomycetes; Eurotiales; Aspergillaceae
Product: major facilitator superfamily domain-containing protein
Exons: 8
Coding region: 1-1443 (480 amino acids)
Biological process (GO): transmembrane transport
Cellular component (GO): membrane
Molecular function (GO): transmembrane transporter activity
Source: RefSeq, a predicted model, not a curated record